This is a messenger RNA of Impatiens glandulifera, 387 nucleotides long. Its product is annotated as GATA transcription factor 16-like. Lineage: Eukaryota; Viridiplantae; Streptophyta; Magnoliopsida; Ericales; Balsaminaceae. Bases 30 to 377 code for a protein of 115 amino acids. Gene Ontology annotation, biological process: regulation of DNA-templated transcription. The record is from RefSeq and is a predicted model, not a curated record. Gene Ontology annotation, molecular function: zinc ion binding; sequence-specific DNA binding. The transcript has 3 exons.
UUUGGCGAUCUUCAAUCAAUCUCAUACCGAUGAUGGAUACGAGUUCGGAUUCAUCGGAAGACAUGAUAAUCGUGAAAACUCCAGAUGAUAAUGUUAAAAUGUGCACAGAUUGCGGUACAACUAAAACGCCUCUCUGGAGAGGCGGUCCUUCCGGUCCCAAGUCAUUGUGUAAUGCUUGUGGGAUAAGGAAUCGGAAGAAGAAAAGAGAUCUUCUAGGUCUGAACAAGAACUCGACGGCGAUGGCGACGGCGGCGGCGACGGCGACGGCGGCGGCGAAGAAGAACGGCGUUCAGAAAACGGUGAAGAAGAUGAAGAUGGGAGAAGUAGAGCAAGCGGCCGUACUAUUGAUGGCAUUAUCAGGCUCUGUUUUUGUUUGAUUUUUAAAUU